Austrofundulus limnaeus is the source of this 660-nucleotide messenger RNA. RefSeq lists its product as uncharacterized. NCBI's taxonomy places the organism in Eukaryota, Metazoa, Chordata, Actinopteri, Cyprinodontiformes, Rivulidae. The record is from RefSeq and is a predicted model, not a curated record.
UACAGGAACAGGAGGGGCGUCCUCAUGUGACCACAUGAGAACCCGUGUUUCCUCAGAGUCCAGCUGACGGACCUUCAUGUCGAUGAGGACCAGUUUCUGUCUGUAGCAAAGCUUGGAGGAAAAACACGCAGUCAUGCUGGACGACCUGAGCUUAAAGAAGCAGCGACUUUUACACAUGUAGUGAAAAUGUCACGGAGAAGAGCGCGGUCGUCUCAUCGGCCGGCUUAUCCUUUAAACUAAGGCUGUUCUGGACCCGAAGGACUCAAAAGAAAAUAAAGGUGAUGACCUGGAUGGUGCCAUGAAGCCUACACACAAGUUGUUGUUUAUCCUGUGUCCCAUGCUGGUCCUGGUCUUUAUUUACUACUCGUCUGAGAAGCUGCAGAUGUACGUUUGGGGCCAGAAACCUCAGAGAGAUUCAGACAGAGCUGCAGCAGAGACAACUCUAGUCCAGACUAAAGGUGCUGAAGGGAAAAGAAAUGGAGAGAUGGAGAACGACAUCACCGUUGGACGAAUAGUAAGCUCAGUGUAUGAUAAGCAGGGCUUUCUGCUGCAGCUGGAAACCAAACUYUCAACAGAGUUGACGUACAAGUAUGGAAACCUUAGCAAAGGGGCGUGCAAGCCAGGAUAUGCAGCAGCCAAGAUGACUACCAUCUAUCCCAA